AUUUCAGCCAAUUUGUUCAGUCGAGAAUUUACAUUGGGAUCGAAAAUCAUCAAAACCUGACAAGAAAAAAAAAAUGUUUACCUGCUUGCUGACACUGACAGUGUGACAGACAUCAAUUCUUUGCACCUGCCAUGAAGGGCUUUCAACAAUGGUGGAUGACGGAUCACCAAAGAUUUAUAUGUGGAAUUUUCAGAACUGGAAAUCAAUACCUCUUUACUUAUACUAUUGUCAUGAGAUAAUUUAAUCAGUUCGUCAUGUCUCUCAGAGUCCAUCUUCUCUUCAAUCUUCCACAAUACCCUAUAACAGGGGUGUCGAUUUUCCUCAUCUUUAUAGGAGUUUGUAGCAUUGCAGCCUCAGUAUUUGGCUUCAUUGAAGCAAUAUGGGGCAGUUAUUUCGCAACAGGUGCGUGGGGAGGAGGCGUGGCUAUUAUAACUGGACUAUAUGGAGCAGGAGCGGCACACAGCAAAGGUGUGUGUAGUGUCACAUCUUUCGCUGUUAUGGCUUACUUUUGUUGUUUGGUGUCCAUUAGUCAAGGUGUGAUGUCAGCAGCUGGUUUGGAGUUUGAUAGUGGAUUUUACUCCAACAGUCAACUGUAUAAAGACAUCAAUGAGGGUAAUACAAAGUUGAUUCAUUCCAUUCUUUUGGGAACCGCAGGGUUGCAAUUCAUCCUUGCAUUGAUUCUGGCACUGAUGUGUACCAGGCACAUAUGUAUCGGACGCAAACGAGAAAAAGCUAAUCAAAAAAAUGUACUUUACGGUUCUAGUCCUUUUCAGCGUGGAAAUGAAAGAGCUAGCUCUUCCAGCCAAGCUCCUCUGGUUUCAGGGAGAAAAAAACCGAAGAAAAAAAGAAAGAAAAGCAAUACAAGAGAACACAGUACACACAAUCCUAAUCAUACACUGACCACUUGUGACCACCAUCAGACUUUUACAGACUCUGAACCGAGAGUGAGGGGACGUCGAUUUGGAAACAUGCCUGUUGCUGGAGCCAAUGUUGUUGAAGCACAAAAUUUUAGUAGAUGUAAUAGUCGAAAUUCUUCAAUGCGUGGUCACAGAUCAAUAACAAACGCUAAUGACUCGACGAGGUCUUCAAGACGCAGACAAAGACCCCCUUUACCACAGUUACAGGGCUCCCGCUAUGACCGAGAGACACAAGGAUUACUGACGCAAGUUCAGAAUAAGUUAGCUCUGGAGUCUGGUGAUACAAGUUUCAUUGAUGCUCCUUCUCAUGAAGUUAUGAUGGUCCCAAGAGCCUCGGUGUCGGAGUUUGACUUAUUGGAGGUUACAGCACAGACCAGUAGACCUCGUGAUCCAUCACCCAGUUUCAUCCCCAUGACGGAUACUUUUAAUCAACCAUUAUCUAUUGAAGAUGAUGAUGAACUGCCACCAUAUGAAGAAAGGUCACAUUUUCCUGAGUCUGUGAGCAGAAACGACUUAGAUGAAGAGAUCAACAAUCUUUUUAAUUUUGACAGGCAGAGUGAUACACUAACUUUUAAUUCUGAUAUAAAUUCAUCCUCCACAUUUAGAUCUGAUGAAAGGCAGACAAAUAUAGGAAAUGCAAGACCAGUUUCAUACUUUGAUGAACCUCGAGCUCCAUUGAAGAGAGAGAGAAGUCACACACUAGGAAGUAUUCCUAUAUCACCAAACUACUCACUUGAUCCAGAGAGAGAAAAAAUCAUGCCAGAUUAUUUCUUGAAAGAUCAGGAUCCUCAAGGUGUAUCCUAUUGUGAGUUUUCAAGAGAAAGGGAUACCCUUGUUGAUGACAGGAAACGGAGGCAUAAUGGUGACUCUAAUGUGUCUAAAUACAGUGUGGAAAGAGCGUUACAAAGGGAAAAUUCAUUAAAGAAUACAAAAAAACCCUUAGAAGAAAUGAGAUCUAAGAAUAAUGAUUUCUGUUACUCAAAACCUUUUUUCCCAGCAAGUGAAGUUGAUCCUCGUCGUCUUUCUAAGGCUUCUACUGUUUCUUUGCCUGCAGGAUUUGCUCCACCAAAACCACCAAGAAUAUUUACUGUGGAAAUGAGCUCUUUGCAAUCACCACUAAGUGAAAGUCAAGAAAUGGCAAAACCUGUUGAAAGAAAACCAGAUAAUGCAUUAAACAUUGACUUGAGUCAAGUUGUACUCCGGAGGAAAAAACCUAGUGCUCAACCUUCUUAUGAAAAUACAAGAAAACAACCAUUUUCACAUGGUGGAUUAAAUUCACAGGAACAAAAAGGACCCCAAGUACCAGAGUCAGGAACAAAGACAGAGACACAACUGCCACUGUCCAUUAAAACAUCUCAGGCUGAAGAUCCUUUCUCUACGUUUUCCAAUACAAAACCAUAUGCACAGUCCUCUCCAAAACUGAAAACAUUUGAGCAGCUAACACUACCAACAAUAUCACCCAGCAUAUCACCUAUUCCAAGCUCUAGUGACCCAGCAAAGAACGAGGAGAGUUCAUUUUCAGAAAAUGUGGUCAAAAAUGGUGGUUUGUCGGAAGACAGAAAUGUGAUUAAAUCAACUGCAAAGAAAAGAGCAAAAUUAGAUGUGAGGAGAAAAGAUCCCCAUCCGUUGUCUCUCUUGCCAUAUCUUACCAAAUCUGUGUCUGAGUUUACAAAUGGUAAUAGCAUUCCAGGUAUGGACAGUGGAAGAAAGGAUCCUGUUCCCAGUGGAAGUUAUGGUGCAAUAAAACCCAACAAUGAUCACACUGUGAAUGAGGAUUCAGAUGAAGCACUGAAGAAAUUGCUGGGAAUUCAGUCCAAUGGUAGAAACAGUGAUGGAAACACAGAUUUAAAACAGUGUAAUCUCAAGAGUGGAGAAAGUGAACAAAAAGACAACCUUAAUAAUUGGGGUUUACUUUCAGAUGAACCCCAGAAAAACUCAAGUGUUAAAAAAUUUCCUUCCAUGUCAAUACAUUCCCGACCAUUUAACCAAGAACCUGUCUCAAAUUCUAGUCAAGUUAGCAAUGCAGCCGGAAAAUCUGGAACUCGGUCUGGAGUGGAAAUAAGGCAGCCAUCUGGAUCUCCCUCUGCAGUUGGUCCAACCGAGAGAAAUGAAACUCCAAAUGAACGUCAUAGUGCUGUUAAUGUGGGCCAGAGGCCCCAGGACACUAGUUCUAGAAACCAACCCAUUUACAGCAUUCUGCUAUGACACAAACAGUAUAAACUGUUAUGAAGAAUUUAAAUUGUUAUUUUGUGUUUUGAUCCCAUUUCUGUUACAUUUAAGUACACAUUGCAAAUUUGGUUGUGAAAAGGGUUACUGUUUUGGAAUUAACUAACUGCAGAAAUAUAUGAUAGUUGGCCCUCUAAAGGACUACUACAAUUUUUAUUACUGAUCUCAAUGGUGCAAUAUGAGAUGUUAACAUUGCAUGGAUUUUUUCAUACUUCUUAUAUUCUUUUUAAAUAGAAGGUGGAGGUAGUCAUGUUGUUGUGCCUUUCACAAGAUGGUACUAUUUACUACCUGUAUAUAGAGGGUCCAUUUUUAAUUAGUAUGUGACGCAUAAAGAUGUGUUUGUCAUUAAUUUGCUUUUUGAUAUCUUUAUACUUUGUUGGUUGUAUUUUAACUAGAGUGGUUUUUUUUAAUGAACUUUUGAACUCCUGGUAUUUAUAAAUGCCUGUAUACAUCAGUCAUGUGUAUAUGGUGCAGUGCACUUUAUCGUUCUAGAUUCUAUAUUUGUACGAGUCAAGUUCACAAUUACAGUCCAUUUUUUGCAUAAUUCACGUGAACUACUUCAGAUAUGUCAAAGGCAUGCAUACUGUGAAAAAAUCAUUGAGUUUUGAUCUUUAUAAAAUGAGAAUAAUUAUCUAGGCAUUUAUAUCCAUUAUUAGCAAAAAAAUCCCCCCCCCCCUCAUUAAAUAUUAUUUUUUAUAUUUUAAUUUGUUUUGUUGCAUAAAUGGAAGUAAAGAACCAUGUUUGAUAGCAGCCUUUUUGUAUGCCCAUCAGAUUUAAAAUUUCAAUUGAAUCUUUAAAGGAAGAAUGAAUCCUAUUUUAUUUCAUAAUACAGUUUCACUUCAUUAUUCUUUUAUAUUUACUUUUAUUUUAGGAGUACAUCAAAAUAGCAGGAAUAUUGUAUAUAUGUCAUAAUUCUGAUUCUACGUCAUUUUAUCAAAUUGACAAUAGCAACGGUGUUGCAUGGAAUUCUUGCCGUAAAUGCACAAAAUUUUGAAACAAUAGUGCAAAUAUCAAUUUUGAUGGUCAUAUAGAGCCAUUAUGAUAUGUAGUCCUUUGUAAUAUUGCAUCGUUAACAAACUGUAUUAGUAAUUGAUAGUUAUGUAUUAGUCUUAUUACUAGUUGAAUAGAGCUGUCUUAUUUGAAUGUAUUUAUAGGGUAUUUCUAAAAGUAUUAUUGCAAAACAAGAGAUUUUAAUAUAUAUUCACUAUGUUCGAGACUUAGAGUCAGUAUUGUUGAAGCAUGGGGCUUGUAGAAUAAUAUGUUUUAAAUGGUUUUAUGUAUGUAAUAAGUGCUUUGCUUUUUGUUUUAUAUGCUUGUGUGUGUCAUAAUGUGACUUGUGAAUUAUUGCUAGAUGUGGUGAAGGGUAAAUACAGUUACUCCAGAUUAUUCUAGUUACAUACAUUGUAAUGUAAUAAUGAAUAGUUACAUACAUUGUAAUGUAAUAAUGAAUAGUUACAUACAUUGUGAUGUAACAAUGAAUUAAUUAUAGUUACAUCACAAUGUAAUAACGAAUUAGUUAUAGACAUGCAAUGUAUGUAAUUGUGAAUUCAUUGUAAUAGUUACAUGUACAUGCAUGCACUAUAAUGUAAUAAUGAAAGAAGGAGUAUUUUUUCUUAAUCUUGUUUUACGAGCAUUGUCUUUGCUGUACCCAAACAUAAAGAAAUGCACAUAGAAUUUCUGACACUUGUUAAUUCGGUAACUUUACUGUAAGCAAUUUUGAUCUGUCUUUAUAUAGUAAUUGUUAAAUGUUUACAUUUGAUGUUACUGUAGUGAGUAUUUGAAUGUAGUACUUUGAAGUUCUGCAUGUCACAAGUUUCACUGUUUAUAAUCCAUAUUCUGAUGCUUUGUGGGAUAUUGUACAAAUCUACCUAAUUCUGUUGCUGAAAACACUGUUAAAGUCCACAGGUGCCUGAUCAAUGGAUUGUGUAUUAGAAUCUUAUUUUACGAUACAAAAUACGAAUAAUUUUAUGAUAUAGACUAAUAGUAGACGUCAAUGGUUUAAAUAAUUAAAGAAUUCAAAAUAUGAAUUGUUCAAAGAAAGGAAAACCACAUGUUAUAUUUAAAGUCUUGAUCUCUAGCAUUGGUUUUGUUUGGGGAAGAUAUGAAAUGAGGAGGUGGUGAAUGAAGCAGUGGUCAGGUGCUUGUGGUCAAGUCAAUGUGGGACUUACUUUUAAGAACUGUUGAAAUGAUUGGUGGAUAGCAAUCAUUUUAGUUUAACUGGGCUGUAUAGGUAUAAGUAAACUUUUCUGAUCAGAGUUUGUCUGGAAUAUAUUUCUCGUCAUUGUUAUCAUUCAAAUUUUUCACAUUUUUGACUUCUUGACUAGAUUAAUAGGGUCAAUUCCAGCCAAACUUGCCAGAUUCAUAGGGUGAAUUCUAGCCAAACUUGACACAAAUUACCCUUGAGUAAUGGAGUGAUACCUUCUAAGGGGAGACGAGAAAUAUCUAGGAUUAAUAUAAAUGUUUCAGAAACCUAAAAAAAAAAAAUAAAAAAAAAGAACACUUGAAUUGGAAAGCAAUAACUUUCAAUGAUAUUCCCUUAAAUAGUGAAAAUUCUAUUAUUAUUCAAGCUUCUGCAACCAAUGUGGGGCCAUCUUGGGGAUUUGAUUUUGUAUAUAAAAUUUAGAUUGCAAGUGUUCAAUAUGUCAAAUAGAUACCUUAAUAAUAAUAAUAGCCUUUAUUUAUCCAGAAUAACACUAAUUAGCAUGUAGCUAGUUUUCAUGGCAGUCCUUCUCAUACCACAUAGAUUAUAUCCUGUUUAAACUUGAUGCAUCCAACUUCAGCAGGCAGAGGUUGGAGCCACUGUAAACCAGUAGAGGUUAUACAGAGAUAUUCUUCAGAAAUUUAUUCAUCAACAACAAGCAAUUUUAGGUAGAAUAGGUGCAUAAUUUAUAAAAAGACCAGAGUGUGAGUGAGCCUACCAUGAGUUUAGAAUCUUUUUGGUAGAACAAAAUACUUUUUAUAUUGAAUUUUCUAAUAGCCGAGUGUCUUCACUUACCGUUUGGUCACAUCUGGACUAUAGUACUUAAGUGUCAUAUAUAGUUGGCAAAUUGACACAGGUGAGCAUUGUGGCCCAUGGGCCUCUUGUUUUUUUAAGCAUGUAAAUUCUCUAUCAUUAUGAAUUCCAUGUUAAUGGUUGUGUCCAAAAAAUCUGUGAUAGGUGACCAACUUUUUGUUUUUCCAAAUUGCAUUCCAGCUGUCGGUAUCUCCUGUUUAUUUUGUGUAACGAGGUAUUUUACUCUUUAACAGAAAGUUUAUUAUUUGUGUAAGUUUAUACAUGCAUGAAGAAAUUGAAAUAAAAAGUCCAUUGCCUUUAA
Messenger RNA from Ostrea edulis (European flat oyster), 6457 nucleotides. RefSeq lists its product as uncharacterized. The transcript is spliced from 2 exons. NCBI's taxonomy places the organism in Eukaryota, Metazoa, Mollusca, Bivalvia, Ostreida, Ostreidae. The record is from RefSeq and is a predicted model, not a curated record. The coding region runs from base 255 to 3122 and encodes 955 amino acids.